GUGAAGUUUUAAAAGAAACAGGUGACAUUACCUGUGCAUUGUUGCUGCUUGAGGUUUGAAUUAUUGUGAGAAGAAAUGCCGACAGACGGAGCUGUUAAGGGUUUAUUUGUGGGCUAGCUUAGCUUAGUUAAAAAGAAAUUGCCCAUCAGGUACCAGCUGAGUAAUUGCCCCCACCUGAGCGGACAGCAGCGGUAGUUCGGAGCAGCGUGCUGGUGUCUCCCAUCAUAUGACCUGUGAACUGCGGUGUUUGUUGGACAGACGGUGACAGGAAGUCAGACGGAGACAUGGACGGCGAUUCUGGUAAAAUCAGCCCGCUGGUGGGCGAGGACGAGUUCAAGGCGUCCUGCGCCAAAGAGAUGGCUCUGCUCGAUCUGAUGGAGAAGACGGGAUACAACAUGGUGCAGGAGAACGGACAGAGGAAGUACGGUGGACCCCCGCCAGGGUGGGAGGGCCCGGCCCCCCCGCGGGGCUGCGAGGUGUUUGUGGGGAAGAUUCCCAGAGACAUGUACGAAGACGAGCUGGUCCCUCUGUUCGAGAGAGCCGGCAGGAUCUACGAGUUCAGGCUGAUGAUGGAGUUCAGCGGAGAGAACCGCGGCUACGCCUUCGUCAUGUACACCAACAGAGAAGCGGCGCAGAGAGCCAUCCAGAUGUUGGACAACUACGAGAUCCGUCCGGGGAAGUUCAUCGGGGUGUGCGUGAGCCUGGACAACUGCCGCCUCUUCAUCGGCUCCAUCCCCAAAGACAAGAGGAAGGACGAGAUCAUGGAGGAGAUGAAGAAGGUGACAGAAGGGGUGGUGGAUGUGAUCGUGUAUCCCAGCUCCACAGAUAAAAGCAGAAACCGAGGUUUUGCCUUUGUAGAGUACGAAUCCCACAAAGCGGCGGCCAUGGCCAGGAGGAGACUCAUACCUGGAACCUUCCAGCUGUGGGGUCACUCCAUCCAGGUGGACUGGGCCGAGCCUGAGAAAGACGUGGACGAGGAGGUCAUGCAGCGCGUCAGAGUCCUUUAUGUGCGUAACCUGAUGCUCAGCACCACCGAAGAGACUCUUCGUCAGGAGUUCUCCCGCUUCAAACCAGGCUCUGUGGAGCGAGUCAAGAAGCUCACCGACUACGCCUUCAUUCACUACCGCUGCCGCGACGACGCCGUCACCGCGCUGAGCCUCAUGAACGGAGCCCUGAUCGACGGAGCCAGCGUGGAGGUGACGCUGGCCAAACCGGCCGGGGUCAGAGACGGGAGUAUAGUCGGGAGGAGGUGCAACAGCAGGGGAUACCUGGGCAACAGCGCAGCGGGAGGAGGGAACGGGACGUUUGUCCUGCACAGGGGCGAUGGAGCCAUGAUGGGAGGAGCUAUGGACGGAUGCUCUCCACUGAGAACAUUGUCCCUGCCGCCUCACCUGGGGAGCCCCUUCUACACCGGAGCAGGAGAGGAGCCAGACAGAUGUGUGUUCCCCCUGUUUCCUGGCACUCCCCUCUCCCCCACCAGCCUGCUGUCACUGAAGCAGGGUCAGAUCGGCUCUGCUGUCAGCCUGCUCGACUUUUACUGCCGCAAGAACUACUGGUCACAGCCAGAGUACCACCUGUACUCCACACCUGGACAGGACGGAAAACUGCUGCUCCUGUACAAGGUGGUGAUGCCGUCAACACGAAGCACCUACAUCCCAGACAAGCUGUGUGUGCUGCUGGAUGACGCCAAAGAGCUGGCAGCACAGACCACACUGUGGAACCUGGACUCGUCCUUCCUGAGCAGCGCUUCCUGUGAUUCUCCCAGCAGCCCCUCUCCUCCACUCGCUGUCCCCCCCUCCGCCACCAGUCCCGGGGUGCUGACCUGCGGCGGCGGCAGAGCCUUCGCCUCCUGCCUCCCUCCUCCUCCCCCGCCCUCCCCCUUCCCCCUCUCUGCCCUCUCGUCUAUGUCCCCGCUCACCUCCCCUGCCUCCCAAACACAGAGGUCCUACAUCAGCUCCCAGUCGCCUUUCUACUGACGGAGGCCUUUUCUCAUCUGAGAUUCAGCAGUGAGGGGAUGAUCUGAGGACAAGAAGGAGAAAAGGCAGGACUGUCUUUAUUAUGAUUACACUACGAGAUAUUUCUGUUGUUUUUGUAAUGUGCUGCCUCUGGCUGACUUUCAGAGGCUUCAGAUGUUCGGCACAGACGGACGAACAGAGAGCUGUUCACGUCUUCCAUCUGUUUGUUUCAAUCCUCCCUCUAUUUAAAUUUUGAUCUCAGUCAGAGAUGACGGAGGGAGAGACGGACAAUGUUUAGUUUCCGCUCAGCCCGCUCAGCUUCUUCUCUCUUUCACCUCUGAUUUAGAAAACUAAACUAAAAGAGAACAAAGAUAGACCCUGUUUAGAUUUUACACAAAGGACUUAUCGAACUGAUAAAGUCUUUUCUCAACCUCUGUUAAAUGUCAGCCUCCACCUCUUCUCUUGCUUCGUUUUCCUACAGCCAAAGUUCACCGUACCAUACCCAUAAUGCCACAGCAGGGACUCAGAUAUCUCAUCCAUACUUAUGUACGAACGUUUACACAAUCCUGCCAUCAGAUCAGGUGAUUUUUGGUGGGUUUUUUCUUACCUGUGAGUGCCAGUCUAAUUGUUUUCCAUUUAGUUUCAGUUUUUAGGUGAAAGAUAUAUAUUUGUCUAAUAAAUCAACAUCCAUAUGAGAACAAAGUUGAACAAAAUUUGAGUCUUACACGGGAGAAGAAACAGGCGAUCCUUUCCGCCGUAAUAAUUCAGACUUCUGAACUGAUCGUCUCCUCGCUGACAGAAGUACAAGUUCCUACGCACGUUAAUGCCGUCGUUUUUUAGGUUUAGUCUGGUAGUCUUAAGUGUACCGAGCUCCAUUAGAAUGAAUUACAGAGAAAGAGUAGAAAAUGCAAAAGGCUUGAGAGAUUAAAGCAGCCCUUUCCACUACAUUAGAGUCUGAUUUUUAUUUCCUUUCAUCCUCCCAUUACACCACUCGUGUCUGGAGAGAGCUACAAACAGAGAAUGAGAUGAGGGAGGACGAUGGGUGACUUAGCUUUCUUCCUCUUCUUCUUCUUCCAGAGGAAUGUUUGUAGCUACUGGUCCCUUUCAUGUUGUGUUAACCUGAGUUAUCUGAGGGGAGGAAGAGGGACCUUAAAGGCAGAUUUAAAGCGUCUGUCCAAUCCGUCCGAUUUUACGAGCACGUUCUUUUUCGGGUGUCGAGAGUUAACGGUCAUCCGAGGAGGAGGAAGGAGAGCUAUUUUUUGAUGUCUCCUAAUUGGCUGAAAGAAGUCGACAUCCUGACAAAGCUGAGAGUUUUGAGCUUCUGGUCAUCAGAGACGAAUCUUAAGGUUGGAAAAGAGAAAGCGGGAAGUUUUUUUCCACGUUUCCCAAUUUGCCUGACCCACUUCACGACUGUGUUUUUGUAGAUUUUUAAGACCCCAGUCAUCUGAAGGAGGAAGAAAAACAUGAGGAUGAAGCAGAAAAAGCCUUUGAGGGCAGAUUUAAGACCUUUUUUUUUUUUUUUUCAGACUAAACUUACAGACCUCUUUCUUGUUCGCGUUAAUUUAAAACCACAUUCAGGGAAGAAGAAAAGCGUUAAAAGGGGAGAGGACACCAUUAGACAUGUUUUUCCAUGUUUCCUAAUUUGCCUGAUUUCAUGGUCUCCUCAUUGUGCUUCCACAUUAUGGAUCUGUGAAGAAAAAGAGCGGUAAAACAAAGCGUUACAGAGAAGUUAAUGUGAUUAGUCAGUCUCAUGGAAGACACAGAGCGAAGUUUUAUCAACUUUAAGUGAUCACAUGGUGGGUGUUUUAUAUGCAGAUUUUAGUGUACUCCAUAUAUUUAAGUUUGACUACUUUUAAGCCAACAAAGAAAAUAAAUUGAUGAGUAAACAAGUAUUUUCCACCAUUUCCCCACCAGAUUUGCAUCCCUAGCUUUAGAACGGCCUUUAAACCUUUUAUUUUGGAAAACAAAAUUUACUGGAAAUAAAACUGCACAUUUGAAUGAGUAAAAUACGAAAAAAGUAAUUAAAAUGACUCGAGAGACUUUUUCCUUUUGGUGUCAGAGCUGGAGAAGAGGAUGAAAGCGGGAGGUGUGUUUAUUUCUUUAUCAGAGGAAAUGAAAGAAAAGAACAUUAGAAGCAGACUGGAGUCAGUAAUGUACGUUAUUUUAAAAGUUACACAAGGACAAACAUUUUAUUUGCACUUAGUGACCCGUUAGAUUAAUUCAAAGCACACAGAGGCGAGGCGGGAGUUUGGAGGUUAUAUGAGUGUUUUCACAUUUGUCUUCACUCCAACUCUGAAGGUUUUAAGUAGUUGUAUUGAUCUGCUUUAAUGUGUCGCAGAUCAAACGAGGUGCACAAAGAGUUUUUAAGGCAAAUGAUUUUCUUUAUGUCAUGUCUUGUUUAUGUCUAUUGAUUGGUUCAGACUGAGCAGCUGAUGAAAGUUCUUGUUGAGUUAUUUGUGUCAGUUCAGGCCCUUUGGAGCUUUGAACACCUUUAACAUGUUUUUAUAUAUUAAUACGAUGAAUGUGUUUGUGCAGUUUUCUCACAUUUACUGUGAAUGUUUUACGAUCCUUUAAUCCAGUCUGUGUUUCAGUUUGAAGUUUUGUUUUCAGGCUGAUUAAUAGAAAAUCUGUAUAGAACGUUCUUUAAGUAGCUACUCAGUACACGUUUCUGUGCUUGAUUUUGUUGUUAUGAGGAGAAGUUAUGGUGUAAUUUGGGGGAAAAAGUCAGUUUUGUUUGUCGAAUUACUUUUCAGACUUUAAAAGUGAUAGAGAGAAUUAGAUUAUUCCACUUCCAGGUUGUAACAUUUGUCCCUGUUGUCUUUUUAUUCAGUGAACCAACUCCAAUCCAAACCACAAUACGUUGUGAUUUUCUUUUAAUGUGUUCUUAAUUUUAGAUUGUAUUAUUAUUUUUUAGGAUUAAUUUGCAUCAGUAAACAGAUUACAAUUUUAAAAAGAGACCUAUUUAUUUAACAAUCCAGAGAAUAAAACCUAAUCAAAGCCACAAAUCAGGAAAACAGCACUAAAAGAAAGCUAAAUGACUUAGUGUUAAUAAAUGUGACCCUAUUUAUUUAAAAGUUAGCAUGAAAUUUCAUUUAUAAAAUUUAAAAUAUGUCACACCCACUUUAAAUAAAAAAGAAUGAAGAGUUUGAUUACAAAAUGAGAACUCAGUCUUGUGAUUAAAUUGUAACAUGAAAAUGGAAAGAAAGUGUUGAAGUGAUGUCAUCUCAGGAUUCAUGUUUUCUUCUGUGAUUUAGAAACACUGAGCUAUGUUUUGUCUUUAAGGACAUUCAGUGUUUUGGGAAUAAAACCACUGUUGACAGAUUUA
Molecule: messenger RNA, 5280 nt
Organism: Siniperca chuatsi (mandarin fish)
Lineage: Eukaryota; Metazoa; Chordata; Actinopteri; Centrarchiformes; Sinipercidae
Gene: rbm46
Product: RNA binding motif protein 46
Exons: 11
Coding region: 285-1976 (563 amino acids)
Cellular component (GO): nucleus
Molecular function (GO): mRNA binding
Source: RefSeq, a predicted model, not a curated record